Messenger RNA from Oryzias latipes (Japanese medaka), 3005 nucleotides. It is a transcript of the gene sycp2l, whose product is annotated as synaptonemal complex protein 2-like. The record is from RefSeq and is a predicted model, not a curated record. NCBI's taxonomy places the organism in Eukaryota, Metazoa, Chordata, Actinopteri, Beloniformes, Adrianichthyidae.
GCGGCUGCGCGCGCAGACGGGCGUCCCUCACGCUGAUGAGAAGAUUGGAGGCAGGAGUGUGCGCACUCCCGAGGAUCUGGCAGAAAGCGGAGGAGAGGCGCGCGAUGUUGGAGGUGCAGGUGGAAAACUGUCUGGCACAUGCAGACCUGGCUCGUCUGGUGCUGAUACUCCGCUCCGAGGGUCUCAGCAGAACCACACUGGUCAGGAUGGAUCAGCUGGUUGCCGAGGAUUUGGGUCAGUGCCAUUUUGGCAGAGUUCUGCUUGUGUUAAAGUCUUUUGACAUUCUGUCAGGUAACACAGAUGAACUACUGGAGCUUCUUGACAGCGGACUGACCGGGAAGGUGGUGCAGUGGUUUCAAACAGUUCAAGAGCUGCUGACCUCUGACCUCCACAGAGGCUCUGCCUCUCUGAUGAACCUUGUAGAAGAGUUCUUUGACUUCUUUCUGCUCCUGGGUCAGGCAUCUCUUCCAGUGAGUCAGCUGUCUGUGAUUCUUCUUCAGCUGGCUCAUCUGGCUCUGGAGCCAGAAGUUCACUUCCCGUUGAGACUGGAGGCCAUCCGAACCUUCAACAACAUCCUGGAAUCUAUGAGCCGAGAACAAAGGAGGUUGAUUCAGCAUGAGCAAAACCAGAUCCAACUCCUGUUCCAGCUUGCAGCAGCAGUUCUGACAGCCGGAGACUAUGAACUACAGGUCAGCCUGUCAGAGGCUUUGUGCCGUCUGACUCCUCGCAGAGACAGAGAACAGAGAUCUAUUCAGUGGUUCUCCAGCUGUGAGGUCAGCAGAGCUUUCUGUGACAUCAGAGAUGCAGACUUUGAGGUGGACUGCCGACGCUUCCUGAACUUCGUCAAUGGUUGCCAUGGAGACCAGAGCAGGAUUUAUACCUUUGCUUGCCAGCAAGCUUUUCUUGGCUCUACUCAGCUUUUCUGUCCAAAAGAUGAAAAACUGGACAGUUUCUGGAUUGAUUUCAACAUGGGUUCAGGAUGUCUCAGCUUCUUCAUUGAUGAUCCCCAGGGAUUUCUGUGGGGGACGGUCCACCUGCCCCGGGAGGAGGUGAAUCAUUACAGCAUCAAAGUCCAACAGGAAGAGACGGUCCUCACAGUCGAGCUGAAUAGUCCCAUCAUACUUCACAACUGCAGAAGUCAUACGGUGGAACUGAGCUUCAGCUACAAGCAUCACAGGGACUUGGAGGAGGCUGUUGGGAAAGUUUUCCAGAAAGUACCAAGUUUGCCCAGGACAGUAGAAUGGGAGGCAGCCGAGGCUUUCCCCUCCACAGACAAACCCAGAGCUCGAUCGUACAACCGCAAGAGGCCGCCUAGAAAGAGUCAGCUCAAGAUUUUACCCAUGUCAUCUCCAUGCAGCAGUGAAGGCUCCCCUUCAUCUAAGAUAAUGGGCAAAAGUAGAGCAGAGAUCCUGUUUGAUCAGAUUAGAAGCUCAACCCCUACCUUUCAUGAUUCAGCUGGUUUCCAGUUAUCAUCUGAUGUCGCUGAUGACAGUCAGUCUGAGCAUCACCUGUCUGAUGGGCUGCAGCCGGCUUCACAGGAUUGUGAAAUGGCAGAUCUUCACGUCUCACAAGACUUCCAAAGAAGCAUCUCUCCCUCAAAAAAUGAGGGGCUCAGAAAAAGAGAAGCUCCAGAUUCAGGAUACCUUAGUGACCAGACGGAGGGCAAACCUGCACAUAAGAAGCAGAUGGAGUCUCCUCAGGAUGGGGACAAGUCACAGCACACAGAUGGAGAGGGAACUGACUGCUCCUUCACUAAGGGAGUAUGGUCGGUAGAAAACCACAUGCAGUCUGUGAAUAAAGAGGGAGCAGAGCUAGAGUCGCAUGUAUCAUCUGGGAUCAAGGCUGCAUUCAAAGACUUCAGGGAUCAGCUGGAGCACAGCUUCACGAGCUGCUGGCAGAAGGUUGAAGCAGAGGUUCUUCUGUCCCUGGAGGAAUGUCAGCAUCACGUGUCCUCGCUUCUUACAAGUGUCCAUCAGCACAGGAUGCUUUUUCUGCAGCAAUUUGAGAGCACCAUUUCUGAUGAACUGAAGCAUCUGGAAGAAAACACAACCACACUGAACUCCAUAAACUCUCAGAUCCUGAGUUUUUUCCAGACAGAGAAGCAACGCUUUGGAGGUUUCUGUGAGAACCUGCAGAAAAGGUUAAAGUCUCUGGAUGGUGGCCAGAAAAAUGGGCUACAAUCCUCUUGAAGAACAGAAUCACCUGUAUUACUUUUGAAUUUGUGUUUUGAGUUUGGCAUGAUUUUGUUUUGAUAAACACCACAAUGUGCAGAAAGUAAAUCCUAAUGCUGUCCCACCUAGUUACCAUGGUGAUGCUAUGCAGAGGGGAGGAAGGUCAGCUGACAAGGAGAAACAUUUCUUGGUUGCUCUUUCAGAAGAGGAAUGAAAGAAAAUGAAUUAAAGAUUCUGACAAAACUGAUUGAGAGAUUUAAGAUCAUGAUGAUUCAUGUUCCCUCUAAUCCCAUAAAACGUCUUCCUCUGUUUUGAAACCGACAAAAGAUUAUCUUCUUCGUUGACUGGUCUGUUAUUUCCACUGGUGCCCUGUUUUACUGCAUAACUGUGCAUUUUGCUGGGCAUGUCCAUAAAUGUAUUUAUUUAGACAUUUUUAAUCACAAAUGGGAGGACAUAGCUUCUUGAGAUGAAAUGGUAAAUAAGCAAAUGCAAGCAAACAUGGAAUCAACAAAGUAAAAACAAAACAAAACUAUUUUAAAGUCCAGUAGAUGACACAAAACACUCACACACCCACAACAUAUUUCAGUCUAAACCCUAAACAGUUCACAACAGAGGCAUACAAGACUAUCUCCUUGCAAGAAAACAGAAGACACACAAAUAACAAUAAAAAUAUAAAUAAUAGAGAUUCAAAGUUCGGGAAACCACAAACUAUAGCAUGUAUUCUGACGAUGAACCAAAAGAGCUUUCCUAGAUUCUGGUAAAGCAUAGGAAUUUGGCGAGAUUAGAUUAUUCCAAUCAUCUGGUGUCUUGAAAUAAAUUGCAUAUUUGUCCAAA